Molecule: messenger RNA, 279 nt
Organism: Neurospora tetraspora
Lineage: Eukaryota; Fungi; Ascomycota; Sordariomycetes; Sordariales; Sordariaceae
Exons: 3
Coding region: 1-279 (92 amino acids)
Source: RefSeq, a predicted model, not a curated record
AUGGAUAUGGAAGGUGUUUUUAACAAGGGUUUGGAUAAUUCAGCCAAAAACGCCGCCGCCGUUUUUAGAACCGUUUUCAUUGCCUUCGCCAUCGAGUGCACCGUUCCACUUACGCUAACCCAGCUGAGGAUCGAGCUACGAAAACCGCCGAUACCGCCGAUUAUACCUAACGUCGAAGAACGGAAAAAAAGAGUAUUUGCCGACGUCGACGAAUUUAUAGUAAUAAUAUAUAAGCGUUUGCUUUAUAAGAAAAUUAAAGCCAAGCGAGAAUGCGUAUAG